Manis pentadactyla (Chinese pangolin) is the source of this 1978-nucleotide messenger RNA. RefSeq names its product WD repeat domain 77 (gene WDR77). Lineage: Eukaryota; Metazoa; Chordata; Mammalia; Pholidota; Manidae. The transcript has 10 exons. Gene Ontology annotation, biological process: oocyte axis specification. Gene Ontology annotation, cellular component: methylosome. Bases 136 to 1164 code for a protein of 342 amino acids. Gene Ontology annotation, molecular function: protein binding. The record is from RefSeq and is a predicted model, not a curated record.
GGAACUGUAGAGAUAAUUCUCGCGAGAUGUACAAUGACUGUAGCUUGUAGUGAGGGGCGGAAGCGCAGAGGAGCACCACGUGGGGACCGCAGGAGCUGAUUCUGUAGUCGCCGUCCAGCUCGGGUCUAAGUGGAGAUGCGGAAGGAAACUCCGCCCCCGCUAGUGUCGCCGGCGGCCCGCGAGUGGAACCUUCCCCCUAAUGCGCCAGCUUGUAUGGAGCGGCAGUUGGAGGCUGCGCGGUACCGGUCCGAUGGGUCGCUCCUGCUCGGGGCCUCCAGCCUGAGUGGCCGCUGCUGGGCUGGCUCCCUCUGGCUGUUCAAGGACUCUUGUGCCGCCCCUAACGAAGGCUUCUGCUCCGCUGGAGUCCAGACCGAGGCUGGAGUGGCUGACCUCACUUGGGUGGGGGACAGAGGUAUCAUAGUGGCUUCCGAUUCAGGUGCUGUUGAAUUGUGGGAGCUGGACGAGAAUGAGACACUAAUUGUCAGUAAGUUCUGCAAGUAUGAGCACGAUGACAUCGUGUCUACAGUCAGUGUCCUGAGCUCUGGCACUCAAGCUGUCAGUGGAAGUAAAGACUUCUGUAUCAAGGUUUGGGACCUUGCUCAGCAGAUGGUACUGAAUUCAUACCGGGCUCACUCCGGGCAGGUCACUUGUGUUGCUGCCUCACCCCACAACGACUCUGUGUUUCUUUCAUGCGGUGAGGACAAUAGAAUUUUACUCUGGGAUAUCCGCUCUCCUAAGCCAGCAUCACAGAUGGGCUGCAGUGUCUCUGGCUACCUUCCUACCUCACUGGCUUGGCAUCCUCAGCAGAGUGAGGUCUUUGUCUUUGGUGAUGAGAAUGGGACUGUGUCCCUUGUGGACACCAAGAGUGCAAGGUGUGCCCUCAGCUCAGUGGUGCAUUCCCAGUGUGUCACUGGGCUGGUGUUCUCCCCACACAGGGCUCCCUUACUGGCCUCUGUCAGUGAAGACUGCUCACUUGCUGUGCUGGAUGCAGGCCUUUCGGAGGUGUUUAGAAGCCGAGCCCACAGAGACUUUGUGAGAGAUGCUACCUGGUCCCCACUCAAUCACUCCCUUCUCACCACAGUGGGCUGGGACCAUCAGGUCAUUCACCAUCUCCUGCCCACAGAACCUCUGCCAGCCCCUGGACCUAAGAGUGUUGCUGAGUAGAUUGGAUUUAGGACAAAAAACAAAUGCCCAUGAGCACCCAUUCCCUUUGCCCCCGGCCUCUCAGUUUUUGAGACAACACGGGAGCCUUAUACGUAUGUUGCUACACCAGAGCUAUACAAUUAAUAGGCACCAUCUGUCAGCCUUGGGAAGGCUGGAUUCUGGUAUCCUGUAGAUACCAGGGAAGAAAACUUUCUUGAAAAUGGUUAUGUGUGUAUAUAGGUUUUGGUGAUAGUGGGAAUAAAAAAAUCUAUCCCACAUCUUUCCCAGACCAUCUCUACACACCUAAAGAGAAAAGUUCAUUAGAGAGUUUAUGCUUCCCAUGUAACUGUGAAUGAGGAAUUGGCCAUGUCUGGUUGAAGGAAGAGAUGUGGUCAUCCCUGGAUUCUUGGAAGCAGCUCAUUUACUACUCAGAGAUAGGAGCAACUUUCUUAAUUGAGCUUAAUCCACCUUUAUCACGGGCAGUGCUUAAAGUCUAGCCAGCUCACCUUGAGGAAGAGCCAAGACGCUCAGUUUUAUGUAUCUCCUUGCCAAAAAACUUGAGUCAGGAAUCCAUUUUUUGGCUGAAUAAAAAGUUUGGCUGGUGCUUGUGUAAGGUCCUCCUGACCCCCAUGGAGUUACGUAUAUGAGAGAUGAGUGUUUUUCUGUCAGAUUCCAUAGUAAAAUGUUUUGGGAUGGUGAAGAGCUUAAGGCAUUUCAGUGAAGUUAAAAACUGACACAGACUUUGAACUGACUGAAGAUUUUAAAGGUAGUGUCAAAAUCCAGGAUACUGGUUGAUGGAAUAAAAAGUUGAGGCUUUGUUGGCUUAUCCUUUGAA